This is a messenger RNA of Xiphophorus maculatus (southern platyfish), 11816 nucleotides long. RefSeq names its product disks large-associated protein 2-like. The coding region runs from base 362 to 3709 and encodes 1115 amino acids. Gene Ontology annotation, cellular component: glutamatergic synapse; postsynaptic specialization. Gene Ontology annotation, biological process: signaling. Gene Ontology annotation, molecular function: molecular adaptor activity. The record is from RefSeq and is a predicted model, not a curated record. The transcript has 13 exons. Lineage: Eukaryota; Metazoa; Chordata; Actinopteri; Cyprinodontiformes; Poeciliidae.
UGCGCUAUUAUCAAAAAAAAAAAAAAACAAUAAAAAUAAAAAAUCGUCACUGUCAAAUUGUUUCCUUGCUUCAGGUGAGAACUUUGGUGUAACAUUAAAUCUGUUGACGGCAGACCAAUACUUGGCCAGUAUAGGCGCAGACUUUGUAAAAAUGGCGUCUGAUGCAGGUUGCCCAGAGACCAGCAGCAGAGCUCUUAUUGACCAAAACAACAUCAGUGUUUUGUAAGUCAUCUCUCCAAGGGAUGAAGUCUGCCGUUGCGUCGAGAGUUGCGUCGGACAGGGAAGCGCACACCAACCGCCUUCAUCAUUUUUGCCAUCAUGGGAAUCUACGGCCGCACUGCUGCACAGCUCUCUAACCAACAUGAAUGUCUUUACGCGUUCCAGGGGACAUGAUCGCCGUUCGCUCGUUUAUCGCCCGUUUACGAUUGAAGAAGAAGAAGUGACCUUCUCUGAGGCGGAGGAUGUCAGCUCUGAAAAAGACCAGAAGUUUACAUCUUGGUCCCCACCUCGGAAGGUAAAUGAAGGCAGACGUCUCCCCCCUGCCAGGAACAUGAAGGGCUUAUCGGGCAGUCGUUCCCAGCAUCAUAUCCCUUUACCUCAUGGUUUGGACUACGAUCCCCACAUUCACGAUUUCCAUGGCCACCAUGGCUCUGACUCCCGCCACCCGUCAUACCUACUCAGCCCCACAGAGAGUUGCCCCGUGGACUUCCACCACCGGUACUCACCCCGAAGCUCCAUCCACUCUGACUGCAUGAUGAUGUCCCCUGUCAUGAUGCCCCCACCUGCCGCAUCAGACCACAUCUCCAGCAGCACCUUCCCCAGAAUGCACUACAGCUCUCAGUAUUACGACUCAGCCACCCGGGAAGACUGUGCUGCCAUCACGGCCUCCGCCACCUCGCCGGCUGUCGCUGCUGCGGCAGCCGCUGCUGCUGCCUCCUCCCACCACGCCGGCACUAAAAGCAAUCGCCUUCCAGCUAACCUGCUAGACCAGUUUGAGAAACAACUGCCACUUCACCGCGAUGGCUUCCACACGCUACAGUACCAACGCACGUCCACAACCACUGAGCAACGCAGCGAGAGUCCCGGCCGCAUCAGACACCUCGUUCAUUCUGUUCAAAAACUCUUCACCAAGUCCCACUCUUUGGAGGGGUCAUCCAAGAUGAAUGGCACAAAAGGUGAUGUAGGAGGUGGAGGAGCAGGGUCUUAUUACCAUCAUGGCCACCACUCCACCAAACAUGGCAGCAAGAGGAGCAAAAGUAAAGAACGUAAGCACCGCUCUGGAGGUUGGUGGAGCUCUGAUGACAACUUGGACAGUGACAGCACCUACCGCACACCAAGUAUAAUGUCGAGACACCACGGGGAACAUGUCAGCCACUGCUACCCAGAAUCCAUGCACAGCCAUCACUUUGGUGAAAUGUCGCUCAAGGGCUCCAAGAGUAACAAUGAUGUCAAGUGCUCAGCCUGUGAAAGCAUGGCCAUGGCACCCGAGGGCAAAUUUAUGAAGAGGAGCUCCUGGUCAACACUAACAGUCAGCCAAGCCAAGGAGGCCUAUAGGAAGUCAUCGCUUAAUUUGGACAAACCCAUGAUGCACACCGACCUCAAAACGUCUUCACGAGCAUGUCAUUACCUUCAGGUACCCCAAGAUGAGUGGAGCGGUUACCCCGGUGACAAAGAUGAGGAGAUUCCAUGUCGCCGCAUGCGGAGCAGUAGCUAUGUCAAAGCUAUGGGGGAGCUGGAGGAUGAAAGCGGAGACUCCGACACGAGUCCUAAGACUUCUCCACAGGCAGCCAUUCGUCCUGAUGCUCUUGUCCUUAAAUCAGCCAUGCAGAGACCCCAUUUAGACUCCCAAAGGGUUACCACUUGCAAACCAGAGAUUUGCGGCCCCACCCAAGUGUCACGCUGGAUCCUGCCACCUCCUUUCAUCCCCCUCCUUUUCGCUCUCGCAACCAGAGCUACAUGCGUGCCGUUAGCACUCUCAGUCAAGCUAGCUGCGUCAGCCAGGGGAAGAAUCAAAGUGAGAAAGAGAAAGGAAGAGGAAAAAUUAAGGACUGCUAUUCCUGUUUUUGUCUCUCAGGUGAGUGAGACUGAGAUCAAUGGCCAGUUUGAGUCAGUUUGCGAGUCCGUUUUUAGUGAAGUAGAAUCACAGGCCAUGGAGGCCUUGGACCUGCCUGGUUCGUUCCGCACUCGAAGCCACAGUUACCUCCGUGCAAUUCAGGCUGGUUAUUCCCAAGAUGACGACUGCUUGCCUUCAAUGACAUCCUCCACUGUCACUUCAACUCUCAGAUCCACAACAGGCGCCCGUAGUUUAGCUGGGGGGCGUAGGGAGUACGGUAGGUCUGGGAUUCAGUUUCGUCUCCCUACUUCAUGCAGUGUGGACCGUGCUCAGCCACCUCCAGCGGUUUCAUAUCCUCCCAGUUACAAGAAGACCCCACCUCCUGUGCCCCCGCGCGCCACCACCAAGCCUCUUAUUUCUGUGACAGCCCAGAGCAGUACAGAGUCCACCCAGGAUGCCUACCCGGAAGGCAGGCAUUCGCGAGGCGGUCUGUGGACCACGGAUAGCCUUGGACGCCCUAUCUACAGCUCCAUGGACAGCCUGGACAGCAGCAAGGCGGUCACCUUGGCCAUGGAAUCAGCGGCAGGCAAGAGGCAUGCGUUGGUGGGAAGUCACACCUCCGUCCAGACAUGUGACAAGGCGGUACUGGUAUCAAAGGCUGAGGAGUACCUCAAAACCCCACGUUCUUCUAUUGGUAUACAGGUGGAGACUGUGACAGACUCUGAGGCUGACAGUAAAGGUCUUCCUCAGUUUCACUCCAUAGGGAUCCAGGUGGAAGAUAGGAAAAGGCACGGGAGGUUCAAGCGUUCCAACAGUGUGACCACGGCGGUGCAAGCAGACUUGGAGCUGGAAGGCUUUCCCUCCAUGGAGGACAAAGGCCUGCAGUUCGGUGGCGCCUUCGGACGCCACUCUGAGCCCAGCACACCAACUCAGUAUGGAGCCAUCCGAACUGUCCGCACGCAGGGUCUUUUUAGCUACAGGGAGGACUACCGGCCUUCCAGUGGGCGCUCCAGCCCCCAGCCUGAACCCUGGUUGGUGGAACCCAGCCUGGAGAGCACCGACUCAGGCCGAGUAUCCCCCCUCCGGAGAGAUGGCAGCUGGUUCAUGCAACUCCUUCGCAAUGAAACAAAGAGGCUUGAGGAAUGGUGCAAAGAGAUGGAAAGAGAAGCAGAGGAACAUGACCUGUCAGAGGAGAUCCUAGGAAAAAUCCGGAGUGCAGUUGGAAGUGCUCAGCUACUAAUGUCUCAAAAGUUUCAGCAGUUUUACUGGCUGUGCCAACAGAAUCUGGACCCCAGUGCCAUGCCUCGACCCACAUCUCAGGACCUGGCUGGAUUCUGGGACCUUUUGCAGCUUACCAUUGAUGACGUCACUGCCAAGUUUGAUGAGCUGGAGCAGAUCAAGAGCAACCAGUGGCAGCUGGUGGAGAGCCCCGAAAAGAAGGAGCAAAAGUGGCCCCCACCUCUGCCAAAGAGGCCAGCCAGGGGCCGUGGUGGUAUGAUGAGGGAGCGCUCUCUUGACCUCCAGGACCGCCAGCGACAGGAAGCCCGCAGACGCCUCAUGGCUGCCAAACGAGCAGCUUCUUUCAGACAAAACUCAGCCACGGAGAGGGCGGACAGCAUUGAGAUCUACAUCCCAGAGGCCCAAACGCGGCUUUGAGGUCCACACAAUCCUCCUUAGCUCCUGUAGUCCAUCUCCAUCUGACACCAGCAGGUCGCGGCACAACAUCUGCCCUAUGUCUCCUGUUUGCUGAAUCUUUUUACAUGCUGUCCUGGCUGUCCCUGAAAAGAAAAUACACUAGGCAAAGAUUUUAACAGAAAAUGUUAUCCCAUUUUUUAUCUACAUAAAUGACAACAGUGAUGAAUGAUAAAAUGCAGCCAUCUUAAAGACACGGGAGUCUGAUUUUUGACCACGUUUUUAAGUCCCGAUAAUCUGGAAUAAUGAUACAGCAAACAUUUUUUUUCAAUUUUCAUUUGAUAUUCUUCAGCUAAAAGUCACCCCGUACCAGCCAAACAUAAUAAAUACAGAGGUUGUUAAUGUCCACAAAAUCUACCUUUGCCAACUGUAUCUUAAAGAUCACAGGGACAUUUGCCAAUGGCUGAGAACAAGCUAACAUAAAGUAAAAUAACAGCUGCCCGAAUUAAAUCAAUUUUAAGACUUCUUUUGUCUUUUUUGGUCCACCUAAAUUAUUGCUGUUCCCGAACUGUGUCAAAGGACAAAAACACUUUUUUUUUCCAUUCAGAGAAACAAAGCGCUACUUUCCCCUGGUGGCAACAAUGGUCUGUGGCUGAAGCACCCGUUGUGUUUCCUCUAUCACUCAAAGUUACCAUGUUAUUUCUUUGCAGUAUAAUUUUAAAUUUCUUUGCUUUUUCCUUAUUAUUAUUUUUUUAAAUACGGUGAAAACCUGAAGAAGAGUUUGACUUUUUAAAAUUAAGCGUUCAAUUUGCCAUGGUUGAUGUGGCAAGUACUUCACAUAUUUUUCUUUGAUCGUACUUUAAUCAGUCGUACUGCAGCCAUUAACCAUUGUUGCUGGCUAGGAUUAAAAAAAACAAAAAAAACCCCACUAAAGAAUCCAUCCAGAAAUCCUUUCCAUCCCUGCAAUACCAUUCAGUCUUAGGACUUUUUUAAAGACGUGUGAAUUACUAGCUGCUGUCCACAUUUCCACUGCAGAACAAAUAUGAAUUAUUAACAAAAAAAAAAAGAUUUACACAGCCUGAAAAAGGUUAUUUCAACCAAUGCAUUUUGCACCUUAUAAUAUUCAUGUUUGUAUUUCCAAGGGAAAUGUAGUUUAUGACGCUCAUGUGAUAUUGUUGCAGUUGAAUUGCAAGAACAGAGAUGAAAAAUCUACUACAGAAUUUCAUAUAUAAAUAUAUAUAUAUAUAUAUAUAUAUAUAAGUUGUAGAAAUUGCACCUUGUUUCCUUUUUUAAUGGCAUUAAUGCCACUUUUAAGUAAGCUUUUAUGAUUCUAACACUUUUAAUUCUACUUAUAGUAUCUAUCAUAAGACCAAUUUCAGAGUUUAUGCUAUACAUUUACUAUUUCCGGUAAUAACAGGCAUUGGUUGAUAUGACAGAUCAUCUGUCUGGUUAUUCAGUAAUAUUUCUUAGCUGAGAGUUUCCAUUCUGCACUGCAUCUGACUUUCUGUUCUCGUUUGAUCUGCUUGUGUAGUUCUAGGGAAAACAGGUGCAAAUGACACUUUAACAAUAUUCAGUUACUAUAAUAAAUGGUGCUGCUUUUUACUCUAAAACUGUUGUCCCUCACCCAUUCCUACACACACACACACACACACACAAAUAACAGUACUUUUUACACUGAGAUUUAUUAACAUGUCUCCCCGAUGGUUGAGUGUGACAAUUUUGCAAUGUUGUUACUUUCAGUGAAUUAAAUGAGGAGACAGUUGUUUUAGUUCAGAUUGUUGCCCAGAAUAAAGUAAAGGGAGUUUUACUGAGAUGAAUAACAUUAUUAUUACUAUUAUUAUUGAGCAGGAGGGAAAACAGGUUUGACAUUCCAACAACUUUUAAAAUAAAAUUAAGGAUACAUCAUGGUUCAUGUUUUUAUUUUUCCUCACACUUCCAGUUCAUUCCCACUCAUCUCCAUUUGCCAGUCCAACCUCGGGUAAUUAAAACAAAUGCUGAGGUUGCCACCAUGAUCAUGGUGGGUCAAAGUGUUUCCUGUUUUAAUCUUAACACGUUCAGUGGUGGGGAGCAGUCUGCGUUCUCUGUAUGAGGUGGUGAAAAGUUAAGAGGGAUAAUGACACUAUUUAAUUAUAAUUUCUACUGACAAUGAGGCUCAGCAUGAGCUGGACUAUUUUCCUCCAGGAUGAGUGCGCUAAAUCUGAAACCUUUACCCUAUGGCCUUACCAAAACACUAAUGAAUGUAGAGAUGACAUUGAUGCAAAAAAUGUCCCAGGAGAUCGGGGAUUGCGAAAAUUUCAAAUAAAUACAACGGGAUGACAGGGUGUUUUGAUAUCAUUUGUUUGUCCAUGCAAAUUGUUGUAUAUUUAAUUUCCAAUAUGAAAUAGGGCAAACAUAUUAUUUACUUUUUAAUGAGUUGAAUUUUGUUAGCUCAUAAAUGAGCAACUGGGUAUUGAGCCUGAACUCACAAAAAAGUGUAGCAUUUUCAGAACAUAGAAAGUUUAGAACGAGUUCACAGAAAAUGCUAAAACAAAGUAAAUAGAUUGAACUUUUUUCAGAUAUAUCAUUAACUUUGCUACAGUGCUUUACAGAAGUAUGUACACCCCUUAUACUCCUUGGAUAGUAUAUUUUACACAUAUAAAUCUGCAAAUUGGCGCACAUUUGUAUUCAGCCCUUUUAUUAAGAUUUCCAAUAUAAGGUCUAGUUAAAACCUAAAGUCAACUAAAAAUUGUUAUUCAUAAACAAUCCUUCCACAGCUGCAUUCAUUUGAUGGCAACUGGCUGAACUAAAUCUAUUUUGGGGUUUAUUAGAGUAGAUAGAAAAUUACCUUGACAUUUUUCGGGUGUUAAUUUGUUUCAAAAGUGGAAAGCCACAAAUCACUUUCCUUCUACUUUAAAACAAUGUCUUGGUCUAUCACAUAAAAUCCUAAUAAAAUACACAGUUACUGAUCUGUAUAUACAUUAUAAAUAUGCUUAUUACAAAUAUUUUUACAUUAUUUAUUUCAGGUUGUGUUAACUACUUUAAAGGUCUAAUUUAAGCAAAAAACAAACAAACAAUAUAUUUUAUAGAUGUGUGCCCCCUAUAGAAUAAAGGGAUCGCAGCAUACAUUUGCUCAAUAAGUCCAGUGCAUUAUAGACGUACAAUAAACUGUUAAGAUGGUAAGGGCUUAGUCUUUACAGGUCGCUUUUUUUUUUCAACAUUAUUGUUCAUAUUAUUUUGCUUAAAAUGAUUUAUGUUGUGGCAGAGUGGUAGAGAGGGAAAAAAACAUACAAUGCCAUUUUUCAAUUAUUUUGAGCAUGAUUUGAGAUUGGUUGUGUUUCUUAUGUUUGAAUUAGACACUAAAACAAUGUAAUGUAAAAUGCUUACAAUUUAUCACAUUAUGUUUUUAAAAUUUGGUCAAGACCUUCAGUGAACACAUUUGCUUCCCAAAAAUGUGAGAACUUAUGCAAAAGGUUUUUCAGAUCAUAGUGGCCACGCUUACUGUCAUCGGAAGCUUUACUUCCUGUUUAGUCUUUCAUCUUCAUUUCUCCUUUGUUGUCUUUAUCAACAUCUCAACUCAUCUUGUAGAAGGACGUAUCUGCUGAAAACACCACAGUUGUUUUAUCUCGAUUGAGCGACGGUUGAUGGGCUACUUUUACAAUCUAACUGCUCUUCCACCUGACUGAAGUCAGACAAAGUCUACUUCCCACAGACUGCAAACUGUGACUCCAUCAUGUCUACUGCUGCUGAUCUGGUGGCCUCUAUCACCAGUGCAGGUUUUAAAUUAAAUUAAGAUUAAACUGAGCUUCUCACAGCUUUAAAUUCGUGUUUCUGUUUUACUUGCGUGACAGUUGGUAUGAGUCAAAUCUGUCAUUAUCUUUCCUCCUUUGGGACAUUGUGUUCUGGUACUUUAAAAGAGGUGGGACUGAGAUGCAAGAGCAAAGUGAUAAGGAUUAUCUCGAAAUACACUCACAACUUCAUAGUGUUUUGAGUGAAAAAUCAUGUCACUUCAGCUGCUUUCACAGUUGGACUGAAAUCCUGACACCAGGAUGUUCUUAGAAGUUACAGGGACAGUGUUGGAAAUGACUACGCAUCUACAGUAAUACAUUGUAAGGGGUAUAAGAUACACAAUUACAAUAUCAGAAAUCACACAAAGUGUUUCUUGUAGUAUCUUGCAGGGACGUUAUAAUAUCAUGGUGCCAUUUUCGUACCAUUAUCUUUGAGUUGCUAUAAAUGUUUCCUGUGUUUUUCAUCACUCUCCCAACCAUUUUAUAUGGGGCUUAGAAGUUUGGCAACUAUGUACAUGACAAAUCCUCAGGUGCCUUACAGUUUGAUUCUCUUAGGACUGAGCAAAUGAUUUGGUUUGAGGUUUGUGAAAGAACUGCAAGACCUUUUAGAGUUUGUACCUUCAUAAAGGGCUGGAAACUAUAUGCUUGGUUGGAUCACAGAGUUAAAAGUGGAACAACAUUUAUAUUUGCCUGUUUCAGUUGUCCUGAUUUAGCACAAUAUAGUCUAGAAAAAAGACAUCAAAGAAGAGAAAUUGCUGACGUUUAUUCUGGUCACAAUUCAAUGUAUUUGGUUCAGACCUUAGUAAAUGUGUUAGUAUAAUUUCAAAUACUUUUUGAUCCAUAUAUAAAAAAACACUUUAAAAACUAAUCAAAGGAAGGUAAUUGUUUCAGAUUAUAUUUUUUCAUUCAUAAGUGUCUUUACUAUCACCUUCUGUUUGCCCAUUUUGGAAUCUCGGUGUAUAUUAGAGUUGGAGACUGGACCAGCUGAAAAAAGUGCAAUAGUAUUUUAUUACAAUGACAGACAGGCUGGCCUGGAGCUAUUUACCUCAUGGUUGAGUGUUUUAGCGAACGUUAUUAGGAGCAGUUAUAGGCUCCACGUGAACGCUUUUUCAUGCCUGUGUACUAUGCAGCAGUGCCUCUGCAGGGUGGCUGAGGUUGCAGGCCUCUGUGCAGAUUGAACUUCAUACAGGAGACCGCUAAAGGCACCAUGUACAUUGUGAUAAAUGCAUCAGAAGGAAACACAACCAGAAUGGGAUACAGCUAAUCUGCCAGUUGGUAUUUAGUUUACACUGAUAUAAAAUGUUUAACAUUUAAAUAUCUAACAAUGACGUUCAAGGACUCACAAGAAUAGGUCCUUAUAGAGUUGCUACCCAUAUUUUUUAUCCAUAUCAAAAGCACCAUAUUUUAGAUCAUUUCACUGAAGUUAAACCUCACAGAAGUCUAGGUGCUGAAAUAACCAUCUUAUUGUAUUACAUGUUGGUUUUAUUUUAUUUUAUGUUCAUAUUUGACUAAUUAGUAAACACCAAAACCAUCCAGUGCACAUAAACUUUAGAUCAGCAGUGUAAUGGCAUAUUCUCUACUACUCAGUAAAGUUUCCGCUCAUGAUUUUGAGGAUUUUUGUAAACUCAUUCAACUUUCAUUAUCUCCAACAUUGUUGCUCUACAAUUUUCUUGUUCUGUUUUCAUAAUUCACAUGAUGACAUCAGAACUCGUUUCUGUCCAAGCAUCAAGCAAAUAUGAACAUUUACUGUGAGGCUCGUGUAAACCUCAUCUCUAUGUAUGAGUGUUUCUGCCUUUCAAGCAAUAACCCUCAUUUAAGUGUUACAAAUGUUUUUGUGUUGGUUUCUGAAGUCAAAGGAAUAUUUGAUGAUUCCUUAGCUGGUUAAAGAAUAGUUUGUCACAAUAGGUUGUAUGCCUAUUUCACUUUAUUUGAUCAGAAAAGACUUCUGUUAAACACAUCUCCUGUGAACUUAGAAAAGUUACUGAUUUGUUUAAAGGUUGUUGUUUUUUUUCAAUUGCUAGCCUACCACAGAACAAAUGCAAUGAUGUAAAACCAAUACUUGGUAUUCAACAAUGUGGUAAAAGAGUAUCGGUCGCCUAAACUCAUCAUCGGGAUGAAUGUCAUAUUAUGUUUUAGCUUUUAGUGAUUUAGUUACAUACAUCAAUGCCUUUUAAACACAAGCGCUGGGUGCCUGAGUUUGAAUUGGAUAUUUAAUUUAAUCCAGAAAGAAUUAUACAUACUUAAGUCCUAAUGUAGACACAAGUAACAUAACACACAGCUGCUUUUUGGAUAGAUUUUCCAUAGUAAGUUGCAUAGAAACCAAAUGUGUUUUGUAGUCAUCGAUCACAUCAUAAUUCUAACUGGCAAAGUGAUCAAUCCAUUUAUUGCAAAAUGUAGAGAUUGCACAGAUCAAGCUUUUAAACAUGCCCCAUAAAUUUUAAUCAAAGUCAAAGCUAUUUCAUAAGAACAAUGUUAUCCUGCUUAAUCUACUAUAAUGUCUUGUUCAGUCAACUGUGUCUAAGUAUCAACCAUUUGGCUGUUAAGGUGAGGUAAGAUUUAGGAAUUUAAAACUAGUAAUCUGCCUUAUUAAUUCCACCAACUUUUACAAUGCUUAAGUACGACCGGUAGCAAAAACAGCUCCACAGCCCAAUACUACCACCUCCAUGCUGGGCAGUUGGCACAGUGUUCUUUGACUAGUGCUCCUGGCCAGCACUAGACAAAGUGUCUAUUAUGAUAUCAAACUAGCUUCAUUAUAGAUCAGGGCAGGUGUUCCAGCAUUUCCUAGUUUAUGAUACACUGUAGCCUGGUGGUUCUUGUGCUGUUCUUGAACAUGCUUGCCAAUCACUUUGCAACUGAACAUUACAAAUCGGGUCAUAUGAUUGAAAUUUGGAGACACAUUAGUGUUCUGGCAGGACAGAGAUCCGAAACACAUAUCAAUUUAGUUGGGGAAUAGAUGGAGCAGAUUAAAUUAGGUCCCUGAAACGGUCUCAAAGCUAUGACCUAAACCCUGCUGUAAAAUUAUGGACCAUGUUUGAACGCCAGGUCCCCGGCAGGAUAACAAAUCCAGAAAAGUACUCAAAUAUUCUCAUAUUGUCUAUGGGUACAUGAAAACGGCUGUGGUCAAGGUGCAACAUGUUAAAAGUUCCUUUGCUAAAUAAUGGUGCCAGUGCAUGUAUAUAUUUAAAACUGUUUAGUUCUGACUGUGAAGAAUAUAAACAAAUCUACAAUAAAUUCAAACCUGUGCACCCAGUUCUUGUUUAACGUUACGUAAUAUUUUUUUGUAUGGUGGAGAAAGGAACGACUCAAACACAUCACUAAAAGCCACAUCCACGAUGACUGCAUGUCAACUUUAGACCAAAGCUCUACAAGUAGGUUACUUUUUGAAAGGGCUAGCAAUUUAGCCAGCUCCAAGUCCUUAUGCUAAGCUAGGAGAGGUGCUAAUUUAAUAUUUCCCGCACAAGACAUAGUGGUGUCAAAGAUCAACACUGAAUUGACAAACUAUUCUUUUCACCAGGCAGCAUUAGGAUUAAUAUCCACAAGUUUGUUUUGUGUAAUUUAUUUUAUUAUAUUUGGGGUUUUUUGGUUGCAGCUUCAGUGCCCAUCUGUGUAAUGGGCCUGACUAAAUGUACAAAUCCAGUACUGACUCUGAGGGGCACUAAUACUAGUCAUAUUAUAACAGUUCUGCCAGAAUUGCACAUUAUGUAAUUUGGAUAUAUUUUGUGUAUAAAUAUGAAACUGCUAAAGAAAACAUAUUUUUCAGUGUUUUAUGAAGAGAUAGAACAGACACCGUUUUGUUUGACUUUGGUGGAGAAAUGUGUUGUGGGUUAUGGGUAGAAAAAAAACAACCUAAAAUGACAUCAAAACCAUCAGAUAGUAUAUACAGGUGUGUGGUUAGCUUAAUUCUAUUUUGAAAUUGUUUAAUAUAUCAAUAAUGAGGACAAACAUUAUGCCAAAUAAGUAUUUGUACAGAAAUAUACAUAUAUAAAUAUAUAAUUUAGGCCUAAUUUAUUUAAAACUAUUUUCUGCUCUUGACCCUGUUUUGGUUGUUUAAUGUUUCUUUGUCAACAUUUUAUAAUAGCAUGCAGGAUAGUAAAUGAUUGUAUUAAUUAGUGAUUCAUUGCUGGUCAGUAUAACAGCAGUCUACAGAUCAGUUUGUGUUUGCAAGAUUACUUUAGGAUGACUAUUUCAUUUCUAGAUUUGUUCAUCUAAAAAUUAAAUGUACAUUUUCUUUUCUAAAUGCAAGGUUUUGAAAUUGUUCCAAGUUUUUAUGAUUUUUUUUUUUUUUGCUUUAUGAAUGUGACUUACUAUAUUUUGCCUCCUAAGUACUACCAAUCAUCUGUUGUAAAUAAUUAUGCAAAUUAAACUUU